Messenger RNA from Zea mays, 2683 nucleotides. Its product is annotated as fimbrin-5. Gene Ontology annotation, molecular function: actin filament binding. Gene Ontology annotation, cellular component: actin filament; cytoplasm; actin filament bundle. The record is from RefSeq and is a predicted model, not a curated record. The coding region runs from base 362 to 2395 and encodes 677 amino acids. Gene Ontology annotation, biological process: actin filament bundle assembly; actin filament network formation. The transcript has 15 exons. Lineage: Eukaryota; Viridiplantae; Streptophyta; Magnoliopsida; Poales; Poaceae.
CCACCUUUUCAGCUUCCCCACUCCCAGGAGAGUUUUAACUCUUUUUUCAUAGAAUGGCUGCAUGCAACCCCAAACCACACGUCCCCUCCCCCACCUUUCUUGGGCUCUGUCGUUAGGAAGCAAUCUUCCGUGAGGAGGGAGUAAUUUGAGCCAAACGAAAAAGAAGAAGAAGAGAAAAAAAAUUGUGUUCUCUUCGAAGGCAGAAGACCUCCCUUUUUUACUUUACCCCUCCAGGAAGCGCCAAAAAAAAAAAAUCCAUGGAAGGGUAAUGGCAGCUCGUCCCGCCUGUUGCUGAGGAAAGAGUUCUGUGACGGGAGAAAGGCAACGAUUACCUAGUCUCGUCACUGUAAGUUGGAAGGCCAUGUCUACCUUCAUCGGCGUUCUUGUCUCCGAUCCAGGGCUGCAGAGCCAGUUCACCCAGGUGCAGCUCAGGACCCUUCAAACAAAGUUUGCAUCCGCAAAGCGACCAAACGCAGAACAUGUGACCAUAAAGGAUUUGCCCCCGAUGAUGGAAAAGCUGAGGGGCAUCCACGAAGUCCUGUCCGAAGAAGAGAUCAGCGGGUUUUUGAGCGAGACCUAUCCUGACAUGAACCAGCCUAUAGAAUUCGAGCCGUUCCUCAAGGAGUACUUAAAUAUACAAGCCAAAGGGAGCAGCAAAUCGGGAGGCAAGAAGAAGCUGAAGGGGUCCGUGUCGUUUCUGAAGGCUUCCACCACCACUCUCCUUCACGUCAUCAACGAGUCCGAGAAGACUUCCUACGUGAACCACAUAAACAAUUUCCUGAAGGAGGAUCCUUUCCUGAAGAAUUUCUUGCCGCUGGAUCCGGCAUCCAACGAGCUGUUCAACCUUGUUCGGGACGGCGUGCUACUUUGCAAGUUGAUCAACGUUGCUGUUCCGGGCACGAUAGAUGAGAGAGCGAUUAACACAAAGAAGCAUCUUAAUCCAUGGGAGAGGAACGAGAACCAUACCCUUUGUCUCAACUCUGCCAAGGCCAUUGGUUGCACUGUUGUUAACAUUGGAACACAAGAUCUGAUUGAAGCCAGGCCUCAUCUGGUUCUUGGACUGUUAUGCCAGAUCAUAAAGAUACAACUACUGGCUGAUCUGAAUCUAAAGAAGACGCCUCAGUUGGCAGAGUUGGUGGCUGAUGAUAAUGGCAAGGAAGUAGAGGAGCUGGUCACCUUAGCACCGGAUAAGAUGUUGCUUAAAUGGAUGAACUUCCAUCUCAAGAAAGCAGGGUAUAAAAAAACUGUGACAAAUUUCUCUACUGAUGUGAAGGAUGGUGAAGCGUAUGCUUACCUUCUCAGCACCCUUGCUCCAGAGCUUAGCUCAAAAACCAUGAUAGAAACUUCAGAUCCAAAGGAGAGGGCACAGAAAGUACUUGAAACCGCAGAAAAGCUCGAUUGUACAAGAUAUGUAACGUCUAAAGAUAUUGUUGAAGGUUCCGCCAAUCUUAACUUGGCAUUCGUUGCUCAAAUAUUCCAGAACAGAAAUGGUUUAUCAACCAACACUGUGGCUCCCGUUAUUGAAGAUACUCCUGAUGACGUGGAGGCAUCCAGGGAAGAGAGAGCAUUUCGCCUAUGGAUCAACAGCCUUGGAAUUCCAACUUAUGUCAACAAUUUGUUUGAGGAUGUUAGGACUGGAUGGGUUUUGCUAGAGGUUCUUGACAAAAUUUCUCCAGGGUCAGUUAACUGGAAGCAUGCAUCCAAACCACCAAUCAUUAUGCCGUUUAGAAAGGUUGAAAACUGCAACCAGGUUAUCAAAAUCGGCAAGGAGCUAAACUUUUCUCUGGUAAAUGUAGCAGGAAAUGAUAUUGUGCAAGGAAACAAGAAACUGAUUCUAGCUUUCCUGUGGCAACUCAUGAGGACUAGUAUCCUACAAUUGCUGAGGAACUUGAGAUCCCACUCUAAAGAGAAAGAGAUGACAGAUGCUGACAUUCUCAUUUGGGCUAAUAGCAAGGUCAAGGAAUCAGGCAAAAAUUCACAUAUUGAAAGCUUCAAGGACAAAACGAUAGCAGAUGGGGUGUUCUUCCUUGAGCUCCUAAGUGCUGUGCAGAGCAGGGUUGUUGACUGGAACAUGGUGAAGAAGGGGGAGGAUGAGGAGGAGAAGAAGCUGAAUGCAACAUACAUAAUCAGUGUUGCUAGGAAGCUAGGUUGCACUGUCUUCUUGCUACCUGAAGACAUAAUGGAGGUGAACCCAAAGAUGAUCCUCACCCUGACAGCAAGCAUCAUGUACUGGAGCCUGCAGAAUCAAGGGCCAUACAAGAGUUCAGGACCACAGGAUGCUCUUCUAGAGGAAGAGGAAGGCGAGGAGGAGGAAGAAGAAGAAGAAGAGGAGGAAGAGGAGGAGGAGGAUUUCGAAGGAGGUGUCGAAGAUGGUGUCUCUGAAACGACCACUUGAUAAGAAUUGUCACGCUUGACUAGCCAUUGCCGGUAAAGUCACUGGUCUAUUAGGGGCAUAUAUAUUUCUAAAUGCUGAGGCCUGAGGCAGAGAAGAAAAUCUAAGGGGGUGCAAAGAAGAAAUUUUUGGGUGACAUAGUUAAUUUUAUUCUUUGAAUGCCAAAGACAAAAUAGCAGCAGUUAAAAUUUGCUUAGCUGGAAACAGUGCGCACAAUUGCGCCGCCAAAUCUAGUAAUCUUGUAAGCUAACACUGUAUGAAAACGUGAGAUAAUACCAACAUAUUUUGCUA